ACUCUCUAUCUACUUGUCCUAUUCUUUUAAUCCUUUUUUCUUUUUUAACAAUAAAGAUAAUCAAAGAAAAAUAGUAUAUGCACUAAAUAUGGAGUAUCUUGAUAAUGAAUUCAACUAUUGAAGCAGCAGACUCAGUUGCUGGCUACCACAACUCUAAAUAGUACUACUUCUGUAUAUAAAAGUACUGUAGUAGUUGAUGAUAGCUAUGCUACCAGAGUAGUAUUUAUGAAUUAAUCCAAGUACUACUCUCUUUUCUUUUUUUUUUUGAUUUCCAAUGAAAAUAUAAAUAUGAGUGAUCCAUCUUACCACAAUUCCAAUAAUAUGUUUACUAGAUGGUUCAAUUUCAUCCCUCUUCAUCAUCCAGAUCCUUAUCUCUUUGAUACCACCACCAGCGCCGCGGCCAGUAAUAAUAGUAAUAGUAAUAGUAAUAGUAACAAUAAUACUACUACUACUCCUGGUAAUGUUGGCUUAGACUUGAAUUCUAGUAUUACAAAUGAAGUAAUCUUCAAUAACACCAACUAUCAUCAUUAUCAUCCAGAAAAAGAGGCACUUCCUCUUAUCAACACCCUAAUUGAGCCUACAACAUCAGACCACCACCACCAUCACCACCACCAUCAUCAUCAUCAUCGUUGUCAUGGCAAGCAUCAGCUGCAAGAACAACAGAUGAUUAUCACUCACGGUAAGAAUAAUACACAGAGCCCUAACUUCUCAACGAAUAGUACUACUGAUGAUGAUGAGAGUUUGACAGUAGCACUUCACAUAGGGCUUCCUACUCAACCCUCUUAUGCAGAUGCAUAUGUAGAUCAAAUAGAAGAUGGUUCAUCUGCAGAUAUGGCUUCAGGGGUCGUCUACCCUAGUUCAGAUGCCGAAGCCGAUGCCGAUGCUGAUGCUGAUGAUGGUCAUCCUUUACCUAUAAAGCUACCCAGUUUAGGCAGGACCACAGAAACUCAAAUUGAAGUUCAAGUCCAAGGUGAAGGUAGCCUGCAAUAUUGGAUACCUACCCCUUCUCAGAUACUCAUUGGUCCUACACAGUUUUCUUGCCCUCUUUGUUCCAAGACCUUCAACAGAUAUAACAAUCUUCAGAUGCACAUGUGGGGCCAUGGUUCUCAAUAUAGAAGAGGGCCAGAAUCAUUGAAGGGCACCCAACCAACUCCCAUGUUAAGAAUACCAUGCUACUGUUGUGCACCUGGAUGCAAGCACAACAUAGAGCAUCCACGAUCACGGCCUCUCAAGGAUUUUCGAACCCUUCAAACACACUACAAAAGAAAGCAUGGUGUCAAACCUUUUAUGUGCAGGAAAUGUGGAAAGGCUUUUGCUGUAAAAGGCGAUUGGAGGACGCACGAAAAGAAUUGUGGAAGAGUAUGGUAUUGCGUUUGUGGCUCUGAUUUUAAGCACAAGAGAUCUCUAAAAGAUCACAUUAAGGCUUUUGGUCAUGGUCAUUUUGCAUUUGGCGCUACUCAUGGGUUGGGUGAAUGCUUCGAUGAUCCUCAUGCAUCAGAUGCUGAUUCUAACUUAUGAUCGAUAUUUAUCUACUUCACCUUAAUUAAUGUUGUUGAUGUCUCAGUCUGCAACCAAAAAGAUAUAUGAAAUUUAAUUGUCAUCAGUUUAUCAUCUUCCAUCAAUGUUAAUUGAUCUUGUGCAUGCAUAUGUUGUAUAAUAACUUAUAUACAUAUAUUUGCUUCCCUUUACUCUCUAUAUAUAUGAAUAUGACUAUAUUUUCCUA
This is a messenger RNA of Beta vulgaris subsp. vulgaris (sugar beet), 1723 nucleotides long. Its product is annotated as zinc finger protein WIP5. NCBI's taxonomy places the organism in Eukaryota, Viridiplantae, Streptophyta, Magnoliopsida, Caryophyllales, Amaranthaceae. Bases 289 to 1518 code for a protein of 409 amino acids. The transcript has 2 exons. Gene Ontology annotation, cellular component: nucleus. Gene Ontology annotation, biological process: regulation of gene expression; anatomical structure development. The record is from RefSeq and is a predicted model, not a curated record. Gene Ontology annotation, molecular function: DNA-binding transcription factor activity.